Molecule: messenger RNA, 3299 nt
Organism: Pangasianodon hypophthalmus (striped catfish)
Lineage: Eukaryota; Metazoa; Chordata; Actinopteri; Siluriformes; Pangasiidae
Gene: tlnrd1
Product: talin rod domain containing 1
Exons: 1
Coding region: 2041-3108 (355 amino acids)
Molecular function (GO): actin binding
Source: RefSeq, a predicted model, not a curated record
GCAAAUCCAGCGUAGGCGCGUACUUGAAACACAAUUUUAUCGAGCUAAAGGCUACGCUAGGCUAAAACUUACCAUAAACUAUGCGUGGUCAUGUGUGAACUGUAGCAUAACGCUAAGUUUGGCUUGAAUGGCCUGCUUCUUAUCUAGAGUACAAAUCAGUGGUGACCCUAAAGACUGGAGAAGUGGAAUAACUGCAAAAACAAGGAAGGAAGAGAGAAGCUGGAGGAGCUAGCAGCACGUUUCGGGUGUAAUUUUGCUCUUACGCCGGUAGUCGGGGCCUGGAGACAUGAUGGCUUUAGUGUGGAAAUGAACCAACUUUACAACUGAAGACGAAUUCUCAUCACCCGAACGAGUGAGAAGUUUAUCAUUUGAAGGAAGCGUCAGAGGGAACGGAGUGGAUAUGGGAUUAUUUUCAGCACAAAAGUUUGUUUUUUGUGUUUUUUUCUGGGGAUAAUGGACGCUUAUUCAGGAGAAAGAAAAAAAACCGUUGCAGUUUUGAAAGAAGCUCUCCCUCGCGCGCGCCGUGUUUCUGUUUCCCAACUGAAGCGCAGCCGCACCCUCUGACGAAUUAGCCAACAAGCUAACGACUAAUUUUCACACAGAACUCGCCUUUCUUGGACAAAUACAGCUUCAUUCUAGAAAAAAAACCUAUUAAUUUCGAAGAAAACCGCCUGUUAUCCCUCAACGCCUUGUUUCCCAUUUGAAGUAAAGCCGCACCCUCUAGUUUGCUUCCUCAUACAGACGAAGAGACCCCACACACAUAUAUAAAGCUGGAAUACACCUCAUGUUGGUUCUCCUGAAACACCACUGGAUGGUGAUGGGUUAAAAAAAACAAAAAAAACAAACAGGUUUAAAACCAGAUUUAAAUGAGAUGUGUACCAACAGGAAAGCCCAGCAGCGUGUGUGCCGGAUGGUCCUGAGGUUCCCAUGCUUUUUGCUGAGGAAGGUGCAUGGGAGAUAGCCAGUAAUGCAUAAGGGACCUGGGCUUCAGCAAGAACUGGCCAACAUCACUGGGUUACGAGCGAAAAGGAAGAGGUUAAAAGCCGAGGGAAGUCAAACCCUGGUCUUUCGGUGGUUGAAAAUCCAGCCUGGUGCUUUUUUUGGAGUCUUUUCUACAGUAGGCGUUGUGGGAUGAUGGUGCUGAAAGUGGAGGACCAUCACAGAGAGCUUAAUUCAAACUGCUGCUGUGUUACAGCCAUGACCCUCAGAGGCACUUUCCACUGGAGGAUCAAAAUUAACAAUGGCUCAUCUGGUUUUAGUCAUUUGAUGGAUUUCAUUUGGCCUCCUGCAACCACGAGAAGGGCAAGGACCUAUAAACGCCCGUCUGCUUGACAUGAAUUAACAAAAAUAAAAAAGCUGACACAACUGUGGCAAUAGAUUCUUCACACCCUCAGAUUCAGUAUCGAAAGUGCUUUUGAUGAGGUGUAUGUUGGUCUUUGGAUGUCUGGAAUCAGCUGGCACUUUGACUUGAUUUGAUCUCUUGUAUGGCACUGCAGCAAGUGUAUGGUUUUGUUUCUGUUUUGUUUUUUUGGUUUUUUUGUCUGUGUGUGUGUAUAUAUAUGUGUGUUGUUGGACCUAGAUAGAUGAAAAAACCGACCUGUGAAACUGUUCAUAUGUACCCAUGAUGUGAUUGUGAUGUGAUGAGAUGUGCACAAUUAAGGUCAAAUAACAUAAACAUUAAGGAGUUCAGCAUCAUUAUAUUGAAGGGAUCUUUAAAUGUAGCCUUGAUUUUGACCUCAUUCAGCCUUUUUUUUAUGUCACACUUAUGCCAGAACACAGUUUCCCUGAGUGAAGUCGCAUUAUCCUCUAUUUUUCUGAUUUUGCAAAUGUUUACUGAAAUAAUCUGAUGUUCAAAUAGUAAACAGUGGAUAUUAGUGUAUUUUCUGAAGGACAACACUUUUGGGCCAGUUUCUCAGAGAAGGUGUGGUAUUAUUUCUGAAGACAUUUUCAUAUAAGUUAUGAGUUUGUACUGUGGAAUGUGUGGUGUAAUAUAUUUUGUACAAAAAAGAAAAUCCAGAAUAUUAGCUUGACCACCAUACUAUGGCUAGUAGUGGCUCGGGAAAGUCAGACAGCGAGGUUCCAACGUCCAACAUCCCGAGUGGCAGCUUGCAGCAGCGGAAAAGACUCUCAUCUGUUUGUGACACAUGCAAAAGCAAGAUGCAGCUGGUGGCGGAUUUACUUCUGCUGUCCAGUGAGACCAGGCCGGUGAUGACCGCGGAUGGUGUGCCAGUGGCAGAGACUUUUGAGAAGUGUCGGGAUACAGUGAUUGCUAGGACGAAGGAGCUGUCCAUCAUCACUCACGACAUUCAGAGCCAGCUCAACAUGGGGAAAUUUACGGAGGUCGGGGAGCGGUUAGUGGAAAUGGGCAACCUGGUGGUGUCUCUAACGGAGUUUUCAGCUCACGCCGCAUACCUGGCGGCGGUGGAGGCACCGGGUUCACAUGCUGCCGUUCCGGGAUUGGUGGAUCGCUACAAAGUGACGCGAUGCCGUCAUGAGGUGGAUCAAACUUGCUCUGUCCUGCGUGUAACCCCACUUUCUGAUUUAACUCCCCAACUCCUCCUGGAAGUUUCCCAAAACAUCCGGAGGAACCUGACCACUCUCACAGAGGCCUCGUCUCUGGCCAGUGAGAAAUCCAAGGACAGGUUUGCCAAAGAGCAGUUCAAAGCCAGUGUAAAGUGCAUGAGCACGAGCGCCACUGCGCUUCUCGCGUGUGUCAAGGAGGUGAAGACGAGCCCAAGCGAGCUGACGCGAAAUCGCUGUGUGCUUUUCAGUGGGCCGCUGGUUCAGGCCGUCAACGCACUGGUGGGAUUCGCCACUGAGCCCCAGUUCCUGGGCAAACCGGCUAAUCUUAGCGCAGAUGGUAAAGCGGUGCAGACGGCUGUACUGGGAGGCGCCAUGAGUGUAGUUUCAGCUUGCGUCCUCCUCACACAGGGUCUCCGAGACGUAUCCCAACAUGCCGAGAACAGCGCCCAGAUGCCUGCGUACCGCGAAAGGUUGCGCCAGUCAGCUUGCGCCGUCUCUGAUGGAUGCACAUUGCUCUCACAGGCGCUCAGGGAUCGAUCCUCGCCCAGGACUCUACCACCGGUCAACUCGCAUUCUGUGAAUUAAAACAAAGCCCAUUACAGAUAUUUUUUUCAAUGUACCAAAGAGACUAAUAUGCUUUAACCCCUUGUUGUGUGAUCCUGUUGAGUGAAUGUAGUGAAUUUGUACAAAUUUGUCUGUCCAACUAUUCCUGUGCAACCAAGGUGGCAGUUUUUUUUUUGCACUGGAUGUAAUAAAAAAAACCUAGCCGAAACUGA